CUUGUCCUCGGCUUGUGAUUGGUGGAUGGUCGUUUCCGGUUGCGGCGCUACUAUUUGAAAAGUGUUUCAGUUAGAAAAAAAGGUCUGGUCGCCAUUGUUUAAAGACUGACCUCCGCAAUGUCGCUAAAGGUGAUACUUGGUGAAUAACAAGAGUUUCUUUAGCCGGAGUCCACAUAUAAUAAAGGCCUUUCGCUGGUUUGUGAGCUCAAACAUGGCCCAGCGAGUAGCGGUAUCAGAUGGAGGGAGCAAGAAGACGUCCAGGGUUCGGGUUGCUGUUCGUCUACGACCCUACAUGGGCAAAGAAGAUGAGAAAGGCGAAGGCCCGUGUGUGAAAGGCCUGGACUCCCAGAACCUGGAGAUAAUCAACUGGAGAAAUGCUACAGAGACCGUAAAAUACCAUUUUGAUGCUUUUCACGGUGAGCAAACAACACAGCAAGAGGUUUUCCUCUCAUCAGUGAAGCCUAUUCUACCGCACAUACUGAAUGGACAAAAUGCCAGCGUCUUUGCUUAUGGACCAACAGGAGCUGGCAAGACCCACACCAUGUUGGGCAGCUCAGAGCAGGCAGGCGUGAUCCCCCGAGCUGUUCGUGAGGUCUUCAAUCUGGUCAGAGCUAAGGAUGAAGAGGAGGGAUGGGACUACAGUAUUGGCAUGUCUUAUUUGGAAAUUUACAAUGAGAAGGUGCUUGAUCUUCUAUCGCCAAACUCCCACGACCUGCCAAUCCGAGAGGACAAGGACAAGAACAUCCUUAUCCCCGGCCUCACUCACACAACCAUCUCAUCCUUCUCCGAUUUUGACAAACACUUUGUCCCCGCCAGUCUCAAUCGUACUACAGCCUCAACCAAACUAAACCAGCGCUCCAGCCGCAGCCAUGCUAUACUCCUCAUCAAGGUUGUGCGGACUCGACGCGCUCUGCCCAACCGACAACAGAUAGGCAAACUGUAUUUGGUAGACCUGGCCGGCUCUGAGGACAACCGCCGCACCGGCAACCAGGGCAUCCGCCUGAAAGAGAGCGGCGCCAUCAACCUUUCUCUCUUCACUCUCAGCAAAGUGGUGGACUCUCUUAACUCUGGCACCGCCAUCCGUGUGCCAUACAGAGACAGUAAACUCACACGGUUGCUACAGGACUCCCUGGGUGGCUCUGCACACUCUGUCAUGAUCACCAAUAUUGCGCCAGAGUACAAAUACUAUUUUGAUACUUUUACCGCACUCAACUUUGCCGCCAAAUCCAAGCUGAUUGUGAACAAGCCCUUCACCCGAGAAACUGUGGCUGUGCUGCCAGUGAAGCGGUCUAGAGAGGGCCAUGAGGCAGGGGGGUCUGGCACUGAGCCACAGAAGAAGAGGCAGAAAGAGGACAAGAAAGCUGAACAGGAUGGUUCCUCACCCUCUACUCACUUGCACAGUCUCUCAGAACCAUCAGUGUUGGACAGACUAAUCGCUCUGGAGAAACAGAUGAUGAGCUGCAAGGACAAAGACAGAAUUGGCAUGCUGAAAGAUGUGGCCCAGUAUCGCAAGGAGAUUCAGGAGCUCAAAGAGAAGCAGAGGGAGUUUGAGAAUAAGACCAAGCUGUUAAGUCGGCUGGCAGGAGAAAAGUCUGGUACCAGUCAAGAGCCCAACUUCAAGAACAACAUAGCUCCUCUGGAAAGAAAGCAGUCAACCGCCAUGAAAGCUAAAAAGCAGCAGGCUGUGGUCCAACCCCUCCAAGUGACGCAGCAGGUUGUAGUCGUCAAGAAACAGUCCGUCUGCGUCAAGAAGAAGGAGAGCAAGCUUCCAGACCAGGUUGAGCCUCCAGAUGGUAAAGAGAACAUGAUACAGGAUGGCUGGGAGUCUCAGAUUGACACGUCAGUGCUGGAGCAUUCCAGGCAGAACAUCCUGCAGAUCCUCAACAGCGGCUCACUCAAAGAGCUGAAAGGCCUGCAGCAGAUUGGGGUCAAGAAAGCCAAACUCAUCCUGGGCUGGAGGGAGAUCCAUGGUGACUUCACAAAGGUGGAAGAUCUGACUAAAGUUGAGGGUAUGACAGAGAAGAGAUUUUCCACUUUCAUGAAGGCAAACAUCCUGAGCAACAUGGGAAAAUGAUCUUCUCCCCUCUAAAUCAUACCUGUAUCUAAUGUAUAUAUUUCCUAUCUAAGAAGCUUUAUUCUCUUUUUUUGGCUUUGUUUUGAUUUUGCUUCAUGUUUUUAUUGUUUUUUGUAGUUACCACUGUGCUCCAGCUGAUG
This is a messenger RNA of Scomber japonicus (chub mackerel), 2214 nucleotides long. It is a transcript of the gene kif22, whose product is annotated as kinesin family member 22. The transcript has 13 exons. NCBI's taxonomy places the organism in Eukaryota, Metazoa, Chordata, Actinopteri, Scombriformes, Scombridae. The record is from RefSeq and is a predicted model, not a curated record. Gene Ontology annotation, biological process: mitotic spindle organization; microtubule-based movement. Bases 212 to 2074 code for a protein of 620 amino acids. Gene Ontology annotation, molecular function: microtubule binding; microtubule motor activity; ATP binding.